GCUCUUCGAUUUGAAAUCAGCUGUCCACGCGUUCCAUGUUCCACUGGAAAGGAACAAUGCGUACAUCAGCGUACAUCCAACAUGAAUUGAAUGUAAAGAAUCAACAACGAAUAAAUUUUUAAUAAUUAAUCUGUGAAUUUCAAUGUUUGUGCCUAUACAUUAAUGAAAGGCUAAACUUGUUGUUUGAAAAAAUGACGUCAGUACAAGACCGGCUGAAAUUAAAACGAACCUAUGACAAUUGGAGUACCCGCGAACAACUAUGUUUAGCAUCCAGUGUAUUGAAGUCUGGUGACCAAAAUUGGAUGAGCGUGUCAAGAUCCUUGAAGGCAAUUGUUGAAAAAGAAACAUUAAGGCCACCCGAUUGGUUUUCUCAAAAGUCUUGUGCCAUUCAGUAUGCACAUUUAUUAGAAAAUGCGGAUACUCCUAAGAGAAAAAAGAGAGAGAGUGGCGAAACAACUGGUGAAUCCAUAGUUAGAAAGCUAACACAGGAAAGAAUAACUGAAUUAGGACAAAUAUUGGCCUUCCAAAGAGAUGAGUACCAACAACUUAAAGCUGAAAUAAAUAUGUUAAAAUCAGGACCUAUAACAGAAGAUAAAUUACAAAAAAUGUGGCUUGGUAUCGAACAGGAAGAACGGGAGCAAGAACAAAAAGCAAGGGCCCAUUCGGCAUGGCUAGCCAAACGUCAACAAAAGCAAGAAUUGAAUUCACCGCAAGGAACAUCUGCUAUAAAUCAACGUAGAUCUACCGAUACUUCUCUAGAACUUCAAGAAACAACAGAAGCAACUGACGAGGAUGAAAAGAAGGGUAAAGGAGGGAGAUCGCCUUUACUAACAAGUUUAUUGAAAUCACCAAGUCCUACCACACAAAUUCAGACAUCAACUACAACAGCACAAGCAAGCUCUCCUACAAUUACAAGCCUACUUGGUUCUAGCCCUAAGGUUCCAAAUACUCAAUUGACGCAGAACGUUUCCCCACAACUACAUCAAUUAGUUUCUUCAACAAUUACAAAUGCACCACCAGAGAGACCAUCAGUUGGUGCCCCGACUUUAUCAAUGUUGCUUGAAAUGCCUACUAAUGCACAACGAGGUCCCUUACCAAAUUUACAGACAACGUCAACUAUUGUAUCGCAACAGAACGUGCCUACAGAAGUUCAUACUUUACAAACACAACCUGUUCAUCAAGUAACAAUUCAAAAUGAGACACCAAUGCCUGCUCAAUCACUUGCCAUUAAUCCACCAAAUAGUCCAAUUACGGAGAGUAUGGUACACAUAAUAAACAAUAUAGACGUAAUAAAUGCAAUACAUAAAGAUAUCGCAGAUGUAAUAGACAAAGAUGAAAUUAACGAAAUUAUUGGUGAUAUAGAAGAAUUAAUAAAGGAAGAAAUAACUGGGAGUCCACAAACUCUAGACACAACUACUACGCCAAUUAAUAGUCUUACUGUACCCCAAAUUCAAGAAGUCCCAGUUGUUACGGAACGUCCAGAGCCUAGAGAUGUAGAUGAAGUUGUGUCGCUCUCUAAUUCACCAGAGAGCGAAAUGGCUAUUGAAGAAAUCGAUUCUAGCACAUCGAACAUUGCAGAAAUCAUAGGGACAGUUGCUAUUGAACCACAAGAACCUAAAGUUAUUGUUGCUGAAAUAUCUGAAACUGUAUCUAGUACAUCCGAGCAAGUUAAAUCUGAAGAAUCUACAAGUCACGAAAGGAUGACAGUACCUGAUGAACUUCUCCCUGAGUUGGAGACAAAUGAUGGUGACAGUAGCAAAGAUGCACCGCUAGAAGAAAAACAAAUGAUUGAGGAAUUAGAUACUAUGGAUUCAACAUCAAAUGUGGAAGCAGAGGAAGCUGAUUCCAAAAUGCGUAUGAAAGAGCUGGAUGAUAUGGUAGAAGAUGAGAUAGAAGAAGAGGAAGAAACAGAUGUCGUUGUACCAGAGACUAAAGAAUCACCUAGCAAUAAACUACAAAGAGAGUCUUCUGAAGAGCUAGAUAAUAAGGGGAAUAUGGAAUUAGAUCAACUAGAAAUGCAUCUUGCUAAAAUUACUGGUGAACAGCAGGAUGUUCCAUCGGCGGAAGUUGUUAGUGUUUCUUCCGAGGUAACGAAUGAUCUUCCCAGCACCGAGGACACGGAAAAGUCCCAAGACAUUAGUUUGAUUUUAGAAGAUGACGAAAGUAUACACAGCACGGAAGACAAGAAGAAAAUAACUGAAGAACAAAUCAUAGAGAAUACAAUUGAAAGUACAGAAUCAGUCGAAUCGUUUAAAGAGGAACCUGUAAUUGUAAUAAAAGAGAAAACUAUCAUCGAAGUAAGUGAACAAUCGCCAGAAAAAUCUCAAGAAGAACACACAGAAGAAACUUUAGAGAUUUAUACAGAUGAAUUUAAGAAAGAAGACACGAAGGAUUCUUCGGAAGAUACAACCAGUUCUAUCCUGCAAGAUAUAGAAAUUAAAGAAGAAGAGAUAGAGGAAACUACCCUUGUAGAAGAUUCUGCUCAACUAGUGUCACCAGAAGAAGUUGAAAUUUCAAAACAAGAAUUUAUGGAGCCUGCUAAAUCUGAAAACGAUGUUCCUAUUAUUAAAAAAGAAGAAAGCACAUUCGAAGAAUCUAAAAUAGAAGAAGAAUCUAAAAUUCGAUUAGAGAAUGUUACUAUGUUAGAAUUAAAAAAGGAAGAUAUUCCUGUAAAGGAAGAAAAAGAAGAUAAAAAGAUUAUAGACAACGAACAAAAUGUAAAAAAGGAAACAGAAUCGAUAGUUAGCGCUGGUGAAGAUACUGUUGAAUUAGAUGAGGAAGAAUCGUCGUUAAGUAAAUUAAGCGGUGGACGUGCUAUGAAAACUUAUUCCAAAAAACAAAACGCAUCUAUUGACAGUGAGCCAGAGAAUGAAGGUACUGGAGAAGGUGCAGAUUACAGAGCAUGGAAAAAGGCAGUUAUGUUAUUUUAUAAUCGUCUUGCCACACAUAAAUAUGCAUCUGUAUUUUUGAGACCUAUUACAGAAGAUCAAGCGCCUGGCUAUCAUUCAGUAAUAUUUAGACCCAUGGAUUUAUCGACAAUUAAAAAGAAUAUAGACAAUGGCACAAUCAGGUCUACAAUACAUUUCCAACGCGAUGUCAUGCUAAUGUUUCAAAAUGCAAUUAUGUAUAAUAAACAUGAUACUUUUAUUUAUAAAAUGGCAAUUUCAAUGCAAGAAGAAUGUCUACAGCAUAUGCAGAUAUUGGUGCAAGUUACAGGAGAGGGAACACUCAGAAGAGAAACAAGAACUGCAGCAAGCAGUAGCAGUGAGGCUAGUGAAAGUAGCAUAAAACGGAAAAGGAGUCACAUUACACCAAGUCCUCAUGAUACAGACAGUCCACGUUCAAAGAAACGUAGAAAAUCAGAGAAUGACUAAGAUUUCCUCUUUAUGUAGGUGUAUGUGGUUAAUAUUGAAGUUCGAAGAAACUGUUUGGAAAACAAAAAAACCAGACAAAUCUGUUCUGUUGACAUAAAAGGAAAGUGUUGGACAUGAAAGAUGCUUAAUGUUUAUAAGACAAAACAAUGACUUCAAUUUUAUUCAAUUACUUUCUUAUAGCAAUGAAGAACAAAACAGGAUAUUUUGCACCGAAUAUAUAAAAUUUGUUUCAUUUGUUUUUAUAACAUACCGGUAUGGUAUUGUAAAUGUACAGUGAAUUUAAUACAUUGAAUUAUUAAUACACCAUUGCUUUACAAAAAUAAGAACUCAUUGAAAUAGGUUUUUGUUUUGGCAAAAAUGUAAUAAAAACAUUUUAAAUAACAACAAAAUAUUUCCAUUAAUCUUGUACACGAGUGAAAUUUCAAAAAGUAGUAGAAAUUGCAUUUCUACAACAAAAAAAGAACCUAUCAUUCCAAA
Megalopta genalis is the source of this 3851-nucleotide messenger RNA. It is a transcript of the gene Brd8, whose product is annotated as Bromodomain containing 8. NCBI's taxonomy places the organism in Eukaryota, Metazoa, Arthropoda, Insecta, Hymenoptera, Halictidae. The record is from RefSeq and is a predicted model, not a curated record. Gene Ontology annotation, cellular component: NuA4 histone acetyltransferase complex. Gene Ontology annotation, molecular function: protein binding.